AUGUCUUCUGUGGUUAUGCAACAUCACGAAGGUGAUGGUGGGGCAAAUCCUCCUCCAGAUACAACGCAGAUACAGGCUGAUUGUGAGAGAGUGACGACUAAAACGAAAAGGCGCGACAUCAACAAGGGGUUUUCAACUCGAGAAGCUAGAGUUGCAUUAGGUAGACCACUACCACUGGAGUGGGAUGUUCGAGGGAAGACUUACAAAGAAAUUGGUGAUUAUUCCCAACAUUUCUCUAGAGAGAUCGGCAUUCUCAUUCGACAAUAUGCCGAUCCCGACUACAACCGAUGGGAUAAAGUACCCAGCGAAGUUAGAGAUCGCAUACUUCCUCGUCUAGAGCUAAUUUAUUUUAUUUUUUUGAUUCAGGAUAAUUUAUUCGACAUUGGUCGAAGUCGAUAUGCCUCAGAGAACCUCCCCGACAUUCUUUUGGGCAUUCAACGGUCGUGCGCUGAUCAUUACUCGGAGUGGAAGAAUGACUUGUCCACUCAUUUAAAAAAGAAUGGUCGAGCACAUCCUCCUGAUGGUUUGGUGGUGGAGAAAUGGCAGAAGGCGCUCCAGUAUUUUGAUCUCCCUGAAGUGAAGAGGCGUUCUGAGACUAACUCUGCGAACCGUGCAAAACAAAAACAGAGAAGCGUGCAGGGUUCACAGUCUACGCCAGCCCUUCGUUACAAGAAGCGUGAUUUACAAACUGGGUGUCUUGCUGGGGUUCCAGAGAUUUGGAUGGCGACUAAGUACAUAGACAGGGAAGGUUGGGUGAGCAAGGCAGCAAAGGAUAACUAUGAAAAGAUGAUGGAGAUACGUGACACUCUGCAGUCACAAUCAUCUACGAGCGCCUCUGCUUCGAGUACUAUCUCGAGAGAAGAGGAUGACAUUAUUCUUGUUGAGACGAUCUUUGGACGUCGUCGAGGCUAUCAGCCAGGCCUUGGUCGUAGGAUUCGCACGAGGGCGAAUUGUGAAGCGGCUGAUGUACCUCAACCAGCCCAACCAACUCCUACCGCACAAGACAUGCAAGAGGUGAGGGAGUGACUCCGAGCCAUAGAGAAGCACUUGGCUAAGAUUGGUGGAGUCUCGGGAUCUGGAUCUUCUCAGCAAGGUCAUGGUGCCGAUCUUACAAUACCUAGUUAAAAACAUUUAUAUUUAUGUAUUUUAA
Humulus lupulus (European hop) is the source of this 1150-nucleotide messenger RNA. RefSeq lists its product as uncharacterized. Lineage: Eukaryota; Viridiplantae; Streptophyta; Magnoliopsida; Rosales; Cannabaceae. The coding region runs from base 1 to 1026 and encodes 341 amino acids. The transcript has 6 exons. The record is from RefSeq and is a predicted model, not a curated record.